CGUGACCCUGUUCUGUGGCGGCGCCUCUUUGUUUGAGGUGUCGCUCUGACGCCGUCGUCUGUCACGGCCAUCCAUCACCACAGCCAAACCACAGCUCUGCCACCAUGGACUUCUCGCAAAUGAACGCGGCCGAGCAGGCCCAUAUGUCGAAGGUCAUUGAAAAGAAGCAGAUGCAAGACUUCCUGCGGAUGUAUUCCAACCUUGUGGAGCGGUGCUUUAAUUCGUGCUGUAACGAUUUCACGAGCAAGGCGCUGUCGUCAAAAGAGGAGCAGUGCGUGAUGAACUGUACGGACAAGUUCCUCAAACACUCUGAACGUGUUGGGGCUCGCUUUGCAGAACAAAAUGCUGAUGCCAUGAACAAAUGAGUUGUCAUUGGCGCGCUUGCUCGCAUCCCAUGUAUCGCUAUCGUACACCACCGUAAUAUCACUAGUAAUGCUCAGGAUUUACGGCCGCUACCUCUGCUCAUCCGCGGGAACUCCGACGUGUCGACACUCCAGGCCAAGCCUACGUAGAACUCAAUCCUUCGAAUUCUUUCCCAAGCUCGGUACGUAGCCCGCAGAUAGCGGUAUGGGUCGAUGUGAAUCGUGCUAAGCUUAGGCCGCGUCACUAGCCGGUGCCGUGGGCUGCGCUUCGGUGGGUUGUCCUCCAGCCGCAGGUUCUGGAGUGGGAACUGCUCCGCUAGCCUGGGUAUCCUGCUUCUCCUCUGCGUCAAUCUUAUCGAGCCACUUCGUGACGAACUUCUCGUGCGCGCCAUAGUUGAUCGUUGUGUCUAGUGCAUCACUGUACAGGGACAACAGUGAGUCGCAGAAAUCGCACACAAGGCAUGGUAUCUCACCGAACGACUCCC
Messenger RNA from Rhodofomes roseus, 847 nucleotides. RefSeq names its product chaperone. NCBI's taxonomy places the organism in Eukaryota, Fungi, Basidiomycota, Agaricomycetes, Polyporales, Fomitopsidaceae. The coding region runs from base 105 to 365 and encodes 86 amino acids. The record is from RefSeq and is a predicted model, not a curated record. The transcript is spliced from 4 exons.